Brassica oleracea var. oleracea is the source of this 1642-nucleotide messenger RNA. RefSeq names its product cyclin-D3-1-like. Lineage: Eukaryota; Viridiplantae; Streptophyta; Magnoliopsida; Brassicales; Brassicaceae. The coding region runs from base 320 to 1402 and encodes 360 amino acids. Gene Ontology annotation, cellular component: cytoplasm; cyclin-dependent protein kinase holoenzyme complex; nucleus. The record is from RefSeq and is a predicted model, not a curated record. Gene Ontology annotation, biological process: regulation of cyclin-dependent protein serine/threonine kinase activity; mitotic cell cycle phase transition. Gene Ontology annotation, molecular function: cyclin-dependent protein serine/threonine kinase regulator activity. The transcript has 4 exons.
UUUGAAUUUUGAUUAAGAAAAAAAGGUUUAUUGCGAGAGUAAAAGACAAACGUGAAAACCUCAUAAAUAAAUCUUCUUCUACUCCCCUCCUCUCACUUCCAGCUUUUCUCCUCUCUCUCUCUCUCUCUCUCUCUAGUAUCUCUUUUGUAGCUGCCCUGCUACAGCUAAUCUCUGCACGUUUCCAUAGACAGGAAGAUGAGUCUCUCUCCGAGAGAUUUUCUCUCUUUCAUCUUAUCUUCUUCUAGGUAAUGCUCCUCUGAGCCUACCUAAUAACCAAAGAGCCUCUAUCUUCUUCUUCUCAUUCUUGAGUUUAUCAACAAUGGCGAUUCGUAAGGAGGACGAAAGUAGAGAAGAACAGAGCAAUUCGUUUCUUCUUGAUGCUCUCUACUGCGAAGAAGAGAAAUGGGAAGACGAAGAGGAAGAAGUUGAAGAGAACUCUUCCUUUUCCUCCUCUUCUCCUACUUCACCAUUGGUUCUUCUGCAGCAAGAUUUGUUCUGGCAAGACCAAGAUCUGGUCACUCUCUUCACAAAAGAAGAGGAGCAAAGACUCACCUGUCUCGAUGAGGUUUAUCUCGCCACGGAUCGUAAAGAAGCCGUGGGUUGGAUUCUGAGAGUCAACGCUCGUUAUGGGUUCUCUACUUUGGCUGCUGUUUUAGCCAUAACGUACCUAGACAAGUUCAUCUGUAGCUACAGCUUACAGAGAGAUAAACCAUGGAUGCUUCAGCUCGUUUCUGUUGCGUGUCUCUCUCUAGCUGCUAAAGUCGAAGAAGUCCAUGUCCCUCUUCUUCUAGACUUUCAAGUGGAGGAGACUAAGUAUGUGUUCGAAGCCAAAACCAUACAGAGAAUGGAGCUGCUGCUUCUCUCUACUCUCCAGUGGAAGAUGCAUCUCGUUACUCCACUUUCGUUUCUAGACCACAUCAUCAGGAGAUUGGGUCUUAAAAACAACUCUCACUGGGAUUUCCUCAACAGAUGUCACCGUCUCAUCCUCUCUGUAAUCUCCGAUUCAAGAUUUGUCGGCUACCUCCCAGCAGUUGUUGCCGCAGCUACCAUGAUGCGAAUUAUAGAGCAAGUUGAGCUCUUUGACCCUCUCUCACACCAAAACAACCUCCUCGGUGUCCUUAACAUAACCAAGGAAAAGGUGGAACCUUGCUACAAUCUCAUCCUCCAAUUACCAAUUGAUCACAUGGGUUUACAGAUCGAAACCCAAUCUUGCCGCAAACGCAAGAAUCGCGACUCAUCAUCGUCGUUGAGCAGCCCAAGCUGCGUGAUCGAUUCAAACCCUUUCAAUAGCAACGAAAGCUCAAACGAUUCGUGGUCUGCGAGUUCGUCGCCGCCGCAGCAACAACAAGAACCUCCGUUGAAGAAGACGAAGAUGGAGAAACCGAUUUUGCAUCUGUCGUAGCCACUCCUUAGCUCGCUUUCUACGUUUAAUUUACGUUUUUUUUUAAACUUGAGAACGAUCGUGUAUUAAGCGUCCCCGUUGCAUAUACGAAAUGUCUCGAAUGCCCUUACUUGCUAUGGCUUGAUACCGCGUGUGUCUGAAGGGCAUUCGUGACAUUUGACUGCAUGGGAUGCGAUGAAGAGAUUAGUAAUAAUAGUCUUUGCGUAAACUUUGAGGCUUUUUGCAAUCUUUGGGCCUUAA